Guyanagaster necrorhizus is the source of this 495-nucleotide messenger RNA. RefSeq lists its product as uncharacterized. The record is from RefSeq and is a predicted model, not a curated record. NCBI's taxonomy places the organism in Eukaryota, Fungi, Basidiomycota, Agaricomycetes, Agaricales, Physalacriaceae. Bases 1 to 495 code for a protein of 164 amino acids. The transcript has 4 exons.
AUGAGGGAGCUACGGCGCCACCAUGAAGUGUACUAUACUGUCUUGAAAGAAGCAUUGAUUGCCUUAACUCCGACGGCCAUUAUCAAGGGUUUCAGAGAGAAAAUCGAUAAAGAGAGGUCUAUAAACCCCAGAAUCGUCAUAGUCAGGACGCAAAAACCCAGGUAUAAAAUCAUUGGCGUAACGACGGAGAGUAAGAGCUCGUUGGAGAGAAUCUUGAAUCCGUCUAUUCUGCAGGAGCCGUCCAACAAGCCUGGCAGCACAAGGGUACACGUUCGUAGCCAAGACCUAACAACAAUCCCGUUCGAGUCCGAAUGCCACUACCCAGUAUGGGUUUACACAAGGACUGGCGUCUCCGACGGUAACGAUCACGGACGUGUCCAGAGGUUGUACAGCUGUACAGGCGCCGUGCGCUCUUGGACGCUCUAUAGUAUUGAAACUUCCAGGAAAGAUCACACCGCCAAGACACACUUGGGAUACAUUGGCGUAACACUAUGA